CCGGUGCGGUUAGAAGAAAAUCGAUCGAGAAAAAAAAGGCAAACCUCCCUCCAACCCUCGGUCUACCCUCCAUCGUGCCGCGUCCGCCGUCCGUGUUGCGUCGCGGAGCCGACCGCCGCCGCCGCUCGCAGCGCGCCGCAGAUCCGGCCGCCACCACCACGCCUCCGUCCGUCGCCGGAGCUCCACGUGCCCGAGGGACGCGCAGCCUUGCCGGGACAGUUUCGCCGCCGCGGGGGCCCCGUCACCCCGACAUCCGAGUGCCGCCACAGUCCUCGCCUCGGGUGCUCCACCGCGAAUCCGCUCUUCCCUCAAGAGGAUCGGGGCCGGACGACGGCGGAUCGAGCUCCGAGCUCCGGCAGCGCGGGCCCUCCCCUGCGCCGUGGACAACAGCCGCGAGUAACAGGCGGCGGCGCGGCGGUGCUCCAGCAGGCGCGUUCCGCGGCAUGGUCCCUCGCCGGCGGGACAAAGUGGUGGGCGCCCCUGCAGCGCGUCCUCGUGGCGCCCCCUCGCUGGCCCCCCCGCGCUCCGGAUCUCGCCCUCCCCGCAGUGGCCGGCGGCGUGGAUCCGCUUCCUCCCUGGCCGGCUCGGGUCCAUGGCAUCCAUGGCCGGCGAGGUCCUCCUCUCUCACCUCCGCCCCGCCGCCGGCGCGCGCGUCCUCCUCCAUCCUCCGGCGCCCGUCCUCCUCCGCGCGCGGAUCUGGCCACCAGCGCUGCUGCUGUCUUUGGAGGCGGGGGUCGUGGUACCCAUCCAUGCUGCGGUACCCUAGGACGGCUGUGGUCACCGGCAAAACAGGAGAAGGAGGGAGAAGCGUGUGCAACCUGGAGGCUGCGAAGGGGGCGGCGGAAGUGAGGGAGAAUGUAACGAUGUUUGGCGGCGAUCGAGCUGACAUGCGUCGCGUGUGCGGGUUCGGUGGAGAAGGCCAUGAAGCGGCGCCCAGGUCGAUCUGUGCGCUGCCGUCAUCGACAUCCUUGGUCUUCUACGCCUUCGUCGAUCCAAUGGAUGCUCAGUUCUGACCGACCCAACACAUUCAAAUGAUCAGGCCCUAUGCUGGGAGAAGGCAACCAUGUGCAUUCUAUUUUAAGCACUGCCCGGUCAGGCUCUUUUUGUUGUUAGCUUUUUAGGUUAGUGUUCUGAUCAAUUACAUAUCUAUGGGUUUUUUGGUUAGUGUUCUGAUCAAUUUACCAUGUGUCCAUGAGGUGGUAAAAGCUCGGACAAGGUGCACAAAAGCAGCUGCAGCAAGGGUAAGCUCGGACAUGGUGUUGAAUUUGCUAUCGAAGAUGGUUGCGUUGGUGAGAAUAUCACGUGAACAUGCAUUUAGGUCUGCUGAAAUAAAACAAGAUCUUUCUGUCGUACCUCCUAACUCCACUGUCUUCUAUGAACUGGAGCGUGUUUCUUUCGAGAAGGACGAAGAACCAUGGGAUCUAAACAGCAAUGCUGAGAAGAUUGAAGCAGCUGCCAAGAAGAAAGAUGAAGGCAAAUGCUUGGUUUAAGAUGGGCAAGUACGCCAAGGCUUCCAAGAGACAUGAUAAGAUAUGUUCCAUGCGGGAAUAUAUCCCGCAGUGGCCCAGGGGAGCUGUUACGCUUCGCUCACUUGAGCAGCCAUCGAGCCCCCAGGCGAGGAGGCUACGCCUACGCUACGCAGAGCCACACACCGCGACGCCAGCCACGAAGCGGAUGGCCGCCGCCGCCGCCGCCGCCGCCGCGGGGGACGAGCCGCGCGUCCGUAGCUGCCACAUUGUGGCGGUGCCCUUCCCGGGCCGCGGCCACGUCAACGCCAUGAUGAACCUCAGCCGCCUCCUCGCCGCGCGCGGCGCCGCGGUCACCUUCGUCGUCACCGAGGAGUGGCUCGGCCUCAUCCGCUCCUUCUCCUCCUCCUCCCCGGCCGAUGGCGUCCGCCUGCGCGCCAUCCCCAACGUCAUCCCCUCCGAGCACGGCCGCGCCGCCGACCACUCGGGCUUCCUCGACGCCGUCGCCACCGAGAUGGAGGCGCCCUUCGAGCGCCUGCUCGACGGGCUCGAGGGCGCGCCGCCCGCCGCGCUCGUGGCGGACGCCUACGUCUCCUGGGUCGUCGGCGUCGGCAACCGGAGGCGCGUCCCCGUCUGGCUGCUCUUCCCCAUGGCCGCCAACUUCUUCUCCGCCUACUACCACUUCGACCGCCUCCCGGCCUGGCUUACCGGCGACGGCGAGCACGCGCCGGACUCUGGUGAUACUGUAGAUAAAUCUGAUCAGAGACUUGGGCACCAUAUCUCCAGUCAGGCUUCAAGUUCGAUAAGGUUGUCUGAUCUUGAGCCCUUAAUUCGCAACAAGAGAAAAGUAAAGCAUAUCCUAUCAGCAAUCUCAAGCGUUAGAAAUGCUCAGUGCCUCCUUUUCACCACCAUGUAUGAGCUUGAGGCCAGUGUCAUCGACUCAAUACAGUCAGUACUCUCUUGCCCAGUGUACCCAAUCGGUCCUUGUGUUCCCUACAUGACACUUGAAGACCACCGGACCAUGAGCAAUGGGGAUACCAGCCAAGUAGACUACUUCACAUGGUUGGAUUCUCAACCUGUAAACUCAGUAUUAUAUGUGUCCCUUGGCAGCUUUGUCUCAGUGUCAGCUGCUCAGCUUGACGAGAUUGCGUUGGGGCUAGCAGCAAGUGAGGUCAGGUUCUUGUGGAUUCUUCGCGAACAAUCCCCUGGGGUGCGCGAAGUCAUUGGUGAUACUGAUAAGGGGAUGAUACUGCCGUGGUGUGAGCAGCUGAAGGUUUUGUGCCAUUCCUCUGUUGGGGGCUUCUUAUCCCAUUGCGGGUUGAACUCGACACUUGAAGCCAUCUUUGCUGGUGUACCUAUACUUGCCUUACCACUAUUCUUUGAUCAACCGCUUGAUGGCCGAUUAAUUGUGGAAGAAUGGAAGAUUGGCCUGAACUUGAGGGAUUGUGCUAGCAAGGAUGGUCUGAUUGGGAGAGAGGAUAUUGCACGGGCUGCAAAGAGGCUGAUGUCCUCUGAUGAACCUGAGACAAAGGCAGUGAGGAGACGUGCUCUUGAGUGGAAAGAAGCUUCUCGCAGAGCAGUUGACAAUGGGGGAUCUUCAUACCGUAAUCUGAGUGCAUUGAUGGAGAUGGCAUGUUCUUCAGCAUAAUUGGAAUCAGUACGGUAUGUGCUGAAACUGAUCUUGUCAUACACUUGUAAUCAUCAGUGUUUCAUAUACGGAUGCUACAAUCAUCCCUCUUUAAAAGUCAUGCGAUUUCUGAAAGGUGACGCUCAUAAUCACCUUUACUUAUGAUGUGUUCGACAUAUAAACCAGUUCUUUUCUCAGAGUUUCAUUUGGAUUGUACUACUACUAUGACUCUCUGUCAUCUUUUAAAGAAACAGCAGUAUUUACUUUUAGAUGUUAUAUUUUGCCAAAUGCUAGUGUAUACAGUGUUUUCUUCU
Panicum virgatum (switchgrass) is the source of this 3407-nucleotide messenger RNA. Its product is annotated as UDP-glycosyltransferase 87A2-like. NCBI's taxonomy places the organism in Eukaryota, Viridiplantae, Streptophyta, Magnoliopsida, Poales, Poaceae. The coding region runs from base 1432 to 3114 and encodes 560 amino acids. Gene Ontology annotation, molecular function: UDP-glycosyltransferase activity. The record is from RefSeq and is a predicted model, not a curated record. The transcript is spliced from 6 exons.